CUCCUCCUCCUCCUGCUCCUCCUCCUCUGUGUGACCUCCAGGUGGGUCAGGAGAUCGAGGUGCGUCCAGGUAUCGUGUCCAAAGACCACGAAGGAAAGCUGAUGUGCAAACCCAUCUUCUCCAAGAUCGUCUCUUUGUUCGCCGAACACAACGACCUGCAGUACGCUGCACCCGGAGGCCUCAUCGGUGUGGGCACGAAGAUCGACCCGACUCUGUGCCGAGCGGACCGUAUGGUCGGUCAGGUGCUCGGCGCCGUCGGAGCGCUGCCGGAGAUCUUCACCGAGCUGGAGAUCUCCUACUUCCUGCUCAGGAGGCUGCUGGGCGUCCGCACAGAGGGAGACAAGAAGGCUGCCAAGGUCCAGAAACUGUCCAAGAACGAGGUGCUGAUGGUGAACAUCGGCUCGUUGUCGACCGGCGGCCGCGUCAGCGCCGUGAAGGCCGAUCUGGCGAAGAUCGUCCUCACCAACCCCGUCUGCACAGAGGUCGGAGAGAAGAUCGCUCUGAGUCGACGUGUGGAGAAACAUUGGCGUCUGAUUGGAUGGGGACAGAUCAGGAGGGGCGUGACCAUCACACCCACAGUGGACGAUGACUGAGCAGAGGGGAGGAAAAAUCGGGACGUCACCAUAGCAACGCUCCCGUCAGCUGGACAUCACAACCGUCACACUCUUCUCGGCUUUUUGUUGCUUUUUUUUUUUUUAGGUUUUUUUUCAUGAGGAGGAAGGAAGGAAACAGAGCGGGACAUGUUUUAAAGACGCCUCCUCCCCCUGCUCCUCCACACGAGAACGUCAGAGGUCGAGUUUUCUUUUUUUUUUGUUUGAGUGCAGAAGAGGAGGAGCAGAGGAGAUGAGGAGGCCCUUUAAACGAUCACAACAGCCCUCCGGAGAGCAUCCGCACGCAGCCGCGUUCAGAGCUGGAGCUUCAUUCAGAGCAGACACGAUCCCGUGCUGCCGAUGAUUUCACUCACAUCUAAUAAAGUACAUUUGGAACGUA
This is a messenger RNA of Plectropomus leopardus (leopard coralgrouper), 990 nucleotides long. NCBI's taxonomy places the organism in Eukaryota, Metazoa, Chordata, Actinopteri, Perciformes, Serranidae. The record is from RefSeq and is a predicted model, not a curated record.